Molecule: messenger RNA, 6005 nt
Organism: Aedes aegypti (yellow fever mosquito)
Lineage: Eukaryota; Metazoa; Arthropoda; Insecta; Diptera; Culicidae
Gene: NaPi-III
Product: sodium-dependent phosphate transporter 2
Exons: 7
Coding region: 1844-3922 (692 amino acids)
Biological process (GO): phosphate ion transmembrane transport
Cellular component (GO): membrane
Molecular function (GO): phosphate transmembrane transporter activity
Source: RefSeq, a predicted model, not a curated record
GAUUGCUCAUCCUUUUGGUGUUCGUCUGUCAGGCCGCGGUCAUCUUCCCAAAACGUCGUUGUGCGGAAAAAUCGCGUGUGUUACGCGUUUCUGUUCUCUGCCUGUUUGGUGCGUGCGUUUGUUUUAAUUGCGAGUGUGAAUUUGGCGAGGGAUUCUCACCCCCCCUCAAUUCGAGACCGAAAUUCCGGAAGUUCCGUAUUUUCGCCUGGUCACGAACGGGAAUCCUCAUUUUUGGUGUGGUCGAAAGUCUGUUUUCCUGCUCGGUGUCAAGUGAAAGGGAAAAUCGAAGUGUGCGUUUGUUCAGGAGAGUUUAGAAGCAAAACACGAGGCGAGACGCGGAACGGCAACGGGAUCAAAAUUAUUUGAUUAUCCUGUACGGAAAUAACGAAAAUCGAAAAGCGGUGCGGAGUUUGAAUCUACAGAAAGCUUCCCGAGUGCUAAUUCUUCCACGGUUCUCGUCUGGUAACUGUUGGAUUUUUCCCUUUGUCGUGAGUCGCAUUUUUCCUCCUGGAAAACGCGGUACGGUAUUUGACCGUGAAAAAAAGGAAGAAGACCGACAGUGAGUGGAAAAAAAACAAUAAAUCCCCAGCGGAAGAAUCUCGUUUCGAAAAGUGGAAAGGAAGCCUCUAUAUUGAACAUCUCGUCUAGCGUUCAAACAUGAUCAAAACCUCUACCAACACCUGCUGUCUGAUUUUGCCCAGGAUACGUUAUACGGAGCAACCGCUUUGACCAGUUCGAACACGAAACCCAACGCAUCGUUUGUAAAGACAACCACCAGAAGACACCAUCUUUGGAUUGGAUUGAAGAAAUAGAAGAAAAGCAGCGGUUCAGUUUCAGUCUGAUUUCAUCCCAGAAAACCUAAUCGACGCCAAAGAGUGGAACAUUGGUUUCACUGCCGAGACAAGAGAGAUUCGAUAGUUCCUCACAAAACCCUUCACUUGGUGGAAUUUUAACGCCCAAAAUUGAAUAGCUCCAAAAGCGGUGUGAUCACUCCUCGAUUGCACUAGUUUAAGUUUCUGGGAAGUUUUCUUCGGUUGAACUUUCCCCGUACGAUUCGCUCUGCCUGGGAGUCCAACCAGGUCCGCGUGUUUCCCUCGUGAGAAGUACCUUUUCGUUUCGGAUCCUUUUCGACGCGCAGCCUUGAGCCGAAAAGGAAAGCGAACGCUGACCAACUUUUUUCUUCAACAAACCUAAACCCCCAAAACGAUGGCUGUUUUUACAAAACUCUGCUUACCAGAUAUUGUCAAAUUAAAACGCUAGUUAGUAAAGCCUUUGUCCACCCCGUUGUUCGAGGAGGUCAUCUAUAGAAUUUACUAAUUUUAACGUUUUUUUAGGUACAAUAUCAGUUACGUUACAUCGGUUUUUCGUAAUCGUUAAGUCUUUUUUUGCAAAGCCACUUUUUUAUUUAAUUACUAUAGAAAGUACACUCAUAAAAUUAAUAUAAAUAAUUAAUAAUUUUAAUAUUACAAUUUUAACGAGUACUAUUCACUAGCGUAGUGCUUAAUCAUAAGUACUUUGGUCUGCUGAAAGAAAAACGAUUUCUAUACAAUUGUUUUCGAUUGUGCACUGAAUUGUGCCCGUUAUCGAGAUUGAUCGUUAGUAGAACUAUAGUUGGAACCGAAAGAGAAUAAGAAAGUUGGUAUCGCUCUAAAACCCUCCACGUUUUGGUACUUGAUAGCAAGCUACUUACUAUACACUUUUGUAUCUCAUAUACACUACCGCGAGAAGCGUGUAUUUAUUUCACAUCGGCGUAUAUCGUUAAGAUUCCACUUAUCUCCCGAUCCCGAAUAAGAACGUAAAUCUCUCAGUUUUAAAACUACGCAAAACAAACCCAUCGUCAAUCAUGGAAGCCUUCUCACCGGAAAUACUGUGGCUGGUGAUACUCGGCUUUGUGAUCGCCUUCAUUUUGGCAUUCGGUAUCGGUGCAAACGAUGUAGCCAACUCGUUCGGCACGAGCGUCGGAUCUGGCGUCUUGACGAUCCGACAGGCAUGCUGGCUGGCCACCAUCUGCGAAGUCUCUGGAGCUGUGCUGAUAGGGUACAAAGUGUCCGACACGAUGCGGAAAGGUAUCUUAGACGUGGAAAUGUACAAGGAUACGGAGACGGAGCUCAUGCUGGGUUGUCUUUCGGCGCUGGCCAGUUCCGCUCUGUGGCUUUUGGUGGCUACCUUCUUCAAGCUGCCCAUCUCCGGUACGCACAGCAUCGUUGGCUCCACAAUUGGCUUCAGUUUGGUAGCUCGUGGUAUGCAGGGACUCAAGUGGACCACCCUUGGUACGAUUGUGGGAUCGUGGUUCAUUUCCCCGGUGCUGAGUGGGCUGAUGAGUGUUCUGCUGUUCUGGUUGAUUCGGAAAUGCAUUCUGCGCUCUAGCAAUCCUCUGGAGAAUGGACUUUUUGCUUUGCCGUUUUUCUACGGCGUGACACUUGCCGUUAACGUGUUCAGCAUUGUACAUGACGGUCCAAAACUUCUGUACAUGGAUAACAUCCCUACCUGGUUAGCACUUGUCGUAUCCGUGUCGAUAGGAUUAAUCGUUGGCAUUCUGGUUCAGUUGUUCGUUGUUCCAUGGCAGAGGAGAAAGAUUCUGAAUCACGAGACGAAAAGGCGAACGGAAUUCACCGUGGGUGAUUCAGAUUGCGAUUCUUCCUCGAAUGGUAGUCCCCGCCGUCCAAAGCGUCCUCUGUCGUUGGUCGGCGACGCCAAGGGACUUCCUGCCAUCACCGAAACAACUGAGCUUGUGUCACUGUCAUCUCAGCAUCAGCACAACGGUUUAAUCAAGAAACUGUCCAUCGACCUAUCACCGAGUGUCAUCAAGGGAACCAGCCCGAACCCGUACAAAAUCGAUCCUAAGAUUGUGCAGAAAGCAGAAAACCUUCUCGCUGCCAACAAAGCUAGCUUAGACAACACCGAUCUAACCAUCACGAGCCUCAAUUAUAUCGACGAAUAUCAGUCGACGAUGAAUGGAACCGGCCGAAUGGGACUAAAUUCGUACUUCGAUCGCCGUAAUAGUAGUAACCUUUCUCCUAAAUCACAUGAUUCUGUUACAAUGAGUAAUGGUGUAAAAGACCAAUCGACAAUCGUCCAAAAUGGAAAAUCUCCUACCAGCCCCAAAAGUGAUAGCACUCUUCCGAUCGCUGACUACACACUGGCUCCGCCCAAUAUCAUUCUCAACAGCACCGGCAACGAUCUGAAGAAGGACAUUGGAAAAAUCGAAAACGCAGCCGGUCUAGACCACACGUUGAUUAGUACAACUCUGUCGCCAAACUCGAGCAAAGUGCCACUGAUCGGCGGAAAGGAAGGCUCCGAAGAAAACCAGCAUCCCGCCGCGGAGGAAAACGAAGACGUUUCGGCGUUGUUCUCGUUUCUGCAAGUGCUGACGGCAACCUUCGGUAGCUUUGCUCAUGGUGGCAACGACGUGAGCAAUGCGAUCGGACCGUUGAUUGCUCUCUUUAUGAUCUACCGGGAAGGCUCGGUACUGCAAAAGUCUGAAACUCCUCUGGCAAUUCUACUGUACGGCGGUAUCGGUAUCUCCGUCGGAUUGUGGCUGUGGGGACGUCGUGUUAUCGAGACGAUUGGAAACGAUCUCACAAAGAUCACACCUUCGACUGGUUUCACCAUUGAGAUCGGUGCCGCCUUUACGGUGCUCCUGGCGUCCAAGAUCGGUUUGCCCAUUUCCACCACCCACUGCAAGGUCGGCUCGGUAGUGUUUGUCGGACAGGCCAGCGCACCAAAGAAGCUCUCGCCGGACGAGGAAAAGGCUAUGAAGCUGCGAAAUCCGCACGAGCACCAUCACUACGCCACGGGGCAGCAGAAGGCCGUCGAUUGGGGUCUCUUCCGGAAUAUAGUGUACGCCUGGGUGGUCACCGUACCGGUUGCGGCACUGCUCAGUGCAGGAUUCAUGUACGCACUGUGUGCCAUAGUGCUGUGAAACAACGACGAGGAUGCAUAGUGGGAUAGGACGGAAAAAGUCGUCUUGUGAGGGAAACUGCUGCUGUUUUAAACGUUGUUAAUUUGUUUGGAUAAGAUGUCUCAGAUCCUAUUACGGAUUUUAGUUCAGGUCAAAGUUUUGAAAGCGUUUUUUAUGGGUGAAUGAGUUUUUGUAACUGUUUUAUUUAUAAUUUGUUUUAGAGGAAAACGCAAAACAGUCUGAAAUAUAAAUGAUUUUGUAAGGUAUUUUUUGAACGAAAAGUAUACUUAGAGAAAAACUUAUUGUUUUUUGUCUUGGCUUCCUAUUAUGGAAAACGAAGCUUUUAGUUGUACUUCAUUUUAAUGGAGCUUUUGCAGCAAAUAAACGUAGUUUUAUCUCGAUGAUUAAGUAUAAUAGCUGGGAGUAGUUACAAGGAUAAAUACAAUAAUUAUUUUUAAGUGUAAAUCUCAAAUAAAACAAGUGAUAACCCACAAAAUUAGAACAAAAUAAAAAUCGCUGUUGAAAACCAAAAAACAAUCAAACGAACUGCACUUGUUUCGACUCAAUCAGUAAACACACACACACUGUCAAUUUUGUACAACCAUAACUGCUAACGCUCGCUUUUUGCUUAGAAUCAUCGGGAGUUUUAUUAAACACACGCUCAUUUUGGAACACUGGUUUAUUUGCACGCUCAGAGUGCGUUAUGCUUUGCUAAUGAAUUGCUUUCUUGCUCCACUGUAUUGGUAUUGAUUUUACUAAACCAAAACGCUGAGUUUCCUCUCAUUCAAGCACUGAAAACCACUUUCAUCCCAUGAAAUCCGGUAGAUAAUAGCAUUGAUGUCCCGCCCAGCGCCAAUAUGCUUAGAAGUGUGCUGCUUGGGCGGUAGUGAUAUUGCAACAAAAAAUAAUGAAUGUGUUACUGUGAAAAUCGAAAUCGUUGUUGAAUUAAAUGUUCGCUUCAGGGCCCCCACGUGUAAAACGGUAGACAACCCUGUAGCGGUAAUCCUCAUAGGAGUCCAUGUGUAUUUAUAGAGACGCAGAACAGGCAGAAUUCGGAAACGGAGUGGCCCCACCACUUGACGACAGAACGUUAUCUUGUUUUCCAUUCCCGCUUACCGUAUUAUGCAUCCUCUUAGUUGUUGAUGCGCAAAUUUGAGCAGCCCCCUAAGCUACUGCUGCUUGCUUCCUCCCAUACCAACCUAGGCGUAACAAAUCGAAUUUCUCAUUUCUUUUGAAUUUAUUUUAUGAUUUUUCUCUCAUGUUUCUAAUAAUUCUUAGCUGCUAAUUAGAAGAGCGAAAAGUAGGUUCCACUGAUAGUUUAGCGAUCAAAUCGUCUCGUAUAAUAGUGUUUGGCAAAAUGCUUAGACCGAAAAAACAAAUGUGUAGAACAUUGAAUGACCACAAACAUCUGGUAGUCGAGCAGGAAACGUAAAAUUUAUAUUAGAAUUAUUAAUUACUUAUAUUAAGGGUGAUACUUACAAUUAAAUAAAAAAGAGGACAAGUGGAAAAAGAUAAAGCAGAAAACAAAACAAAAUAAUAAAAACAAAGCUAAGAAGGCAUUUUCCAUUGAAACCCAAUAAAUGUUAUGCUCUCCGGUGUCGAAGCGCCCAGCGUGAAACCUUCUGUAAUACGAAGCCACGUGCAGCACUCGACACUAUCAUUUCGAUUGAGCUAAACGCGCAGACAGGAAGACAAAAAAGACUUGGAAAAUCGUUUACUUACGCUGGGGAAAAUGUCGUCUUUCAUUUUUGGAAAUUGGUAAUAUCCAAACCAGCAGAUUCAAAGUUCAAUUAUGAAGGCUGUACCGCAACGAAAUACUUAAUUAUUGGGUGGUUGUACUUAACAAAGGCAAUGAAUAGCGAUUCGUUGAAGAAAUGGCAACUUAAAGGCACCCGCCCAUGUUUUGAAGAAGUUUGUCGAUGUGAUCGAAGCAAUUAAGUAAGGAAUCAUACGUUUUGAAGAAAAAGGAAACUGGGCUGGUUUAGCGUAUAACUUUGAAUAGUGUAAUUUCUAAAAGUGAAAGAUGUCAACCAAAAAAAAAAAUCAAAUAACAUUGUAAGGUACAUAGAAAGUAAUAAAUCUUUCAUCCUGACACGAUGUGCAA